AUGAUAGUUUAUAUUGUAUCUAUUUUAAGUAUUAUUUUUGUAAUUGGCUUUAUAGGGUUCUCUUCUAAGCCAUCUCCUAUUUAUGGAGGGGUUGGGUUGAUUGUAAGUGGUGGGGUUGGUUGUGGUAUUGUUGUGAGUUUUGGUGGAUCGUUUUUAGGACUGAUAGUAUUUUUGAUCUAUCUGGGGGGAAUGUUAGUAGUUUUUGGGUAUACAACGGCUAUAGCUACAGAACAGUAUCCUGAGGCUUGAGUCUCUAAUGUAGUAGUGCUUGGGUCCUUUAUUGUAGGUUUGAUUAUAGAAUUUUUGUUAGUAUUAUAUGUUCUGUUUGUUGAGAAGUUGGAAGUGAUUUUUGAGUUUAGUGAAAUCGGAGAUUGAGCGGUUUAUGAUGUGGGUGAUUUUGGAGUGUUUACUAAAGAAUCUAUAGGAGUUGCUGCAUUAUAUAGUUAUGGUAAUUGAUUAGUAGUUGUUACUGGUUGGUCUUUGCUUAUUGGUGUAGUGAUUAUUUUAGAAAUUACGCGUGGAAAUUAA
Myotis myotis is the source of this 528-nucleotide messenger RNA. The record is from the annotation of a RefSeq genome assembly. Lineage: Eukaryota; Metazoa; Chordata; Mammalia; Chiroptera; Vespertilionidae.